UAUGGCAGAAGCGGUCGGUCUUGCGCGGUAACUAAAGCAACAUUUCAACUAACACACUGUCAUAUUCAACACUAAUCAGCACAAGACCGCAGCGAUGAGGGAGAGACAGAAGAAAAAGAAGGGGAGGACAUGGGCAGAAGCUGCUAAAACGGUAUUAGAAAAGUACCCCAACACACCUAUGAGCCACAAAGAGAUCCUACAGGUGAUCCAGAGGGAGAGACUGAAAGAGAUUAGAAGUGGUACUUCCCCGCUGGCCUGUCUCAAUGCUAUGCUCCACACCAACUCUCGCGGUGAAGAAGGGAUCUUCUACAAAGUACCUGGACGAAUGGGGGUCUACACACUGAAGAAGGACAUUGGGGACGUGGUGAAGGAGCUGUCUGAGGAGGGAUCCGAGGAGGACGAUAGUGAUAAUUUGUCUGAUUCCCAGAGCACAGAGAACAACAAUUACACUAACAACCAGGAGGGCAUGAGGGGACAGUGGAGGAGGAGAGUGCCCUCCACGCUGCCAUCUGAUCCGUCGUCUCCUCAGCCACGUUGUUCAUCUCCCUCUGUCCCCAGUAGCAAGCUCAUCUCUCCCUCACAGAAACACAGCAAGAAGGCUCUCAAACAGGCCCUGAAGCAGCAGAGGAACCAGCGGAGACAGGGGGGCAUGCCCACCACCUCCAGCCCAAGGCUGCUCAUCAAGAACGUGAAGGACAUGGCUGACACCAUUGUCACUAAGACCGACUCCUGUCCUGCUUCUGGUACCAGGAAGAUGUCUCAGAGGUCCAGUCGACUCAGUGCACGGCAACUGAAGCGUACCAAGUGUGCAGAGAUAGAUGUUGAGACACCAGACUCUAUCCUGGUUAACACCAACCUGCGUGCCCUGAUCAACAAACACACCUUCUCUGUCCUGCCCACAGAGUGCCAACAGAAGCUACUCACACUACUGCCUGAGGUCGACCAACAGGCUUGUAUGGAUGGUCUGUUAAAGGUCACCAGUUCUGCCUUGAACAAUGAGUUUUUCACAUCAGCAGCUCAGUCCUGGAAGGAACGACUGGCAGAAGGUGAGUUCACUCCUGAGUUGCAGCUGAGAAUGCGUCAGGAGAUUGAGAAGGAGAAGAAGGUGGAGUAUUGGAAGGAAAGUUUCUUUGAGAGCUACUAUGGUGAAAACUCUGGACUCAGCUUAGAGGAAUCCAAAGAGCUGCUUGAGUCUGGUCUCAGUCUGGAGCUCUCAGCCACCAAACCCCAGUUGUCUCCUCCAACACAGCCAAGUCCUGCUGGCCAAGCACUGCAAGAUCCCAAGGUCCCAGAGAACAGCUGCCAUACUCGUUCUUCAGAGAGGAGGCUCCGAUCAUCAUCACUGCCUAUAAACCAUACAUGUAAACCCAUAGAAACUCCAUCUAAACCCAUAGAACCUCCAUCUAAACCCAUAGAACCUCCAUCUAAACCCAUAGAACCUCCAUCUAAACCCAUAGAGCCUUCCAAGCCAAGACCGGAACCAGAGCCUAUUCACGAUGAACCAGUACCAGUCCCACCCAUUGUCCCACCAGUUAUAUUACCGAAAAAUAUACAGAAGACACUGGAGGUUGAGUACCCCAGACACAGGACUCGUAGCAGAGGUUUAUCCCUGCCUAUAAUGGCAGUGGAGGCACCUGUUGUGAAGAGACAGGAUGUGGUGGACUCAACCUCAAUGGUUACUCCACUUGGGGAGAAGCAGAUGGAGGAAGAGGAACAGGAGCUGAAAGAAGCUCAGCCGGAGACCCCCCAGUCCCCUGAGAUACCUCAGUCCCCUGCCCUGGAGAGUCCUCCAGAGGUCUGCUCCCAGAAGAUGCUCAGAUCAUCACUGCCGACCGACCUUUCAAAGCCAGAGCCUCUGGGCUUGGACGAGCACAGUGGGGAGAGGAGGGAAGAUGUUGCACCAGAGAGAGGCGCCUCAGUCUCAGUGUCAGUCACCCCCGUAUCCACUCCUCUAUGCACCCCCGUAUCCAUCCCCGUAUCCACUCCUCUAUGCACCCCCGUAUCCACCCCCGUAUCCACUCCUCUAUGCACCCCCGUAUCCACCCCUCUAUCUACUCCUGUAUCCACCCCUGUAUCUACCCCCAUAUCCACCACCCCAUCCCCAGAGCCGUUGAAAAGGAAGUCCUUGUCCAGUGAACAGGAAGUAGAGCUGACUUCAGAGAAGAGGGCCCGCAUCACUCCACCGACAGUAUCUGUGGUAACCUCUCCAGCAGCCACCAUAACAACAGCGCAGAGAGUGCCCCCGCUUAAGAUUCCUGUGUCACGAAUCCUAUCAGUCCCUGCAUCUCCAACCCAGGUGUCCCCCAGGACCCCUCUCCCUGUCCCGCUCAGCCCUGGCCCCAGCCCCGGACGCACUGGUGCUCGCACUCUGGCUGACAUCAAGGCUAAAGCCCAGCUAGCCCGGGCCCAGCGUGCAGCAGCAGCUGCUGCAGCCAGUUCCUCCUCUAAAGGUGCAGUACCAGGCCCAGGACCAGGAGGAGGCAUUGUAGAGCAUAGAGCUUCAGCCCAGACCCUCCACUCUAGCCCCCCCUGCUCCACCCAGUCUCAGUCAACAACCAGGCUGCCAGUAAGUAGCAUCACUGGUCAAUCUACCUGUCAAUCACCUGAUGCAGUCACCACACCAGCCCACUCCAGUUCGGUCCAAUCAUCAGGCUCCUCUGUGCCCUUUGACCUUAGCCUGUCUCAAAGAAGCUCCAACACCGGUAGAGCGUCUCUCACUGAUGACCAACAGAGAGGCUCCGCCGAUGGUAUGAUGAACCCAGGUUCUCUGAUGGGACCUCAACAUGGGAACAUUCAACAUACGUCAUACCCACCAGGUCCCCAGUCAAUCUCUAGCUACACUUCAUCUGUGUGUGAUGUGAAGAGCCAGUAUGUAUCUGGAAGCUCCAUGGCAGCCAGGGCUAGCCACUUUAUCGCAGCCAACAACCCUCUGGUCACAUCUCUCCUCCAGGGGAAAGAGGUCCCUCUGGAACAGAUCCUCCCCAAGCCUCUGGCCAAGGCCGAUGUCCAGAUGUCCCAGGCCAAACCCUCCCAUGAUGACAAAGGGACGAUAACGUCCCACAGCACUGCUGGAACAGCCAGUGGUGAGAAUAAGAGCCAAUACCUACACGCUGGUGGUGUGGAGGACUACAGUAGAUCUGAACAGCAAGGAUCCAUAGGCCAGUCCACUUCUACCAUACCUGGAACAAGAGCAGAUAUGUUGGCAGAGCUCCAGCGUCAUCAAAGGGAAACACCUAACAAAGACAUCCAGGAACAGAUCCUCAGGGCUCUGAUGCACAGGGCCACCCACCAGCACCAGAACCAGCCAUUUGGGAUCUCAGGUGGGGCUCAGCCUCCCCAGUUCGGAGCUUGUAAUCUGGGGCACCAGGAGUGUGGGGACCGUCCCCGGUUCUCCGCGGGGUUCCCUGGACGGAAGAGGAUGUCCAGGCCUGCCAUGUCAGGGCACUACCUCCUCAAUGUCUCCACGUACGGACGAGGCUCAGAGAGCAGUAAACGCUUCCACCCAUUGACCACCGUUAACACCUCACUGACCCCACUGGCCAAUCUGAAGAGAGAGCACAUCGGGGUGGAGAGGCUGGCUAACGAAGGGGAGGAGUCAGUGGAGAAUAAGUCUCAUUCUCAUUCUAACCCUGCUGGAGUCAAGAUGGAAGAGCAGGGCUUCUCAGUCACAAAAAUGGAUAAAGCUCUAGGCUUUCAACACUGCUCCAGAAUAAUGUCUGAGUCUCCAUCAGUGGGGGGCUGUAUACCGGAGCAGGAGGACAACAGUUCAGCCGGUACAGAUAGAGACAGUGGCACUUCUGCAAGAGCCAAAGAAACCAAACCUUUCACCCAAUCACAAUCACAGCACAGGAGGCACCCAGAACUCUGCAAUACUAAACAGGGUGGUCAUUCCGAGCCAUAUCGUUUAUCUGUAUCUCCCCACGUGGGGACCAUGGACCCCACUCACCCCAGUACUCACCAGCGUCCGUCUGCCUUUCAAACCCAGAGACCUCCAAUCGAUAAUCAGGAAUCCAUUGUGGGUUCCUGCUACGGUGGCACCAUCAGCAUGUCUGUACCUCACGCUCUGAAUCACAAUGCUGCUGCUUCAGGCACCGCUUCUAGCGCCUCCCCCUCUGUGUCAGGUAGUGGUGGGGACAGCGGCAGUGGCACCGGCAGUGUCAUGUCUUUCUCAGUGACCGUCACCACCAUACCUGCCGGUCACCCGUUGGACCACAGCAGCCAGGGGGAGGGGUCUCCAGAGCAGGGGUUUAUGGAGGGAUCUGGUAUAGAGGACGUUCAGUCUAAAUGCUACUGCCGACUCAAGGCUAUGAUCAUGUGUAAAGGGUGUGGGGCCUUCUGCCAUGACGAUUGCAUUGGCCCUUCAAACCUCUGUGUCUCGUGUCUAGUGGUACGAUAAAACUAAUAAUAAUGUAAUAAUGUAGUGCUGAGCGAAUAACUAUUAUUUUUCGGCGGUUCAAUUAUUUGAAUUGCAUUUCUGUUAGCUCUAUGCCGUUUCUGUAGAGUUACAUCAGAUCAAGCCUGAAACUGUGUGAUGUAGUAGGGAGUUGUAGUUCCUAACAGGACAAUGUUCUACAUAGUUUAGCGCAGAAAACGUGCUAAUAACUACGUACGGUCUGUGUGGAGCAAGACACGGGGAGGAGAGAGAGCGCGCGAUCGAGAGAGAUCGAAGGCAGUUGCUUCGCGAGCAUGAAAAUACAUGAUCUAAGUGUUUGAUAGUUGGUAUUUAGCGAUCAUUAAAGUAUGCCUUAUUUACUUUGAAGAACUACUAAAUAGUGAUUUUUGUUGUACAGCAUAGGCAGCAGCUCUAUAUGAGAUGAUGACUCGGAAUGAAGUAAAAAAAAAAGUCAUCAAAUAAAACUAAUAUUUUAUUAAAGUAAUGUGAAUAAGUGAUGGUUAAUAAGUGAUACGCAACCAUGGCCAGUCAUUACCAUCAUGUGACUUUUAUUAAUUGUUUUAUUCUGUUACAGCAUUCAACCCACAUAAUGUGUAGUGCAUUUAAUGUUUAAAAAGGUCAUCAAAAUUGAAUUUUUUUAAAUUUAUAAUCGAACCAAAACCAAACCGACUUCAAAAAGCACUAAUCGCUCAGCACUACAUAAAUGUAGAAAUGGUCUGUUUCAAUUCUUUAUUAUUGCACCAAGGAACAAAUCAGCAUCAAGUCAUCUAGCAUCAUCAACAAGUAGCGGUUACGAGCAAGGUCAGUUCCAUUUCAAUUCUGGAAGUAAACUGAUUCAAAUGUUUCUAUUUCAAUUCCGAUUCUAAUUUGAAAAGAAAGACGAAUUGGAAUGUCAGUGUAUUUCCUGAAUUGAAGUGGAAUUGACCGUAACCAUGGUUACCAGGGUAAAAUGCACAGUGGCCAUACUCAACCCAGCACAUGGUUUUCAGUGGGGUGGCAAGUCAUUUAUACUGGACGACACAAGAGGUUGGUGGCACCUUAAUUGGGGAGGACAUGCUUAGCGAAACUAAGUGGAAUGGUAUCAAAUACAUCCAUUUGCUCUGUUUCGGCCAUUAUUAUGAGCUGUCCUCUCCUCCGCAACCUCCACUUUCAUCUAUUCCAUCUGAAAAAUAGUUUGUUUUGUACAAUUCACCGAUCAGUUCAAAUCAAAUCUUAACCUUUUAGACUUGAGACAAAAGUUGAAUCUUGGCAAUAUUUUGCACUUGGACAUGUUAUUGUGCUAUAUUUUUGUAAAGAUAGUUUAGAUUUUAAAAAAGGAAGAAAAAAAUGAAUGUUGCUAUUUUUGUAGAAUGUAAUAACAAUGUUAUGUUAAAGACUGCCACUCAUUCAGUAGUUUAAGUUAUGAUGUUUUAAAAGGUGAAGAAGGGAGUUACAUUCAUAUUCAUCGACCCCUUGGGGUUUGUGUGUAGGUGGGGGAGUACAAAUACUGAUUUAUAUAGAUUUUAAAGGUCGCAAUCAAUCAUUUAUAUAUAUAUACAGUACUAAAAACAAAGUUACAGAUGUGUUAAAAGAUAAUAAUAGAUAUUUCAAAUUAUUUAGAUUAUAAAACAUUAUUUCACAUAACGAUUGCACUUAGCGUUUCUACUAACAGGGGUGACUGACACUGAGACUGUAUAGUACAUGUAGUGUACAGCGUUUGUACUCUAACAUGGUGAUGAAAAGUAAAAGCACUUCACAAAUAAAUGGAUAAAUAGUGCCGUUCAAGGAGCAAGCUGAGUAUAGUCAGAUUCCAGAUCUGUUUGUGUUGUUUUAUGGCAAUGACCAAAGGAGUUAGCAAUACACCACAAACAGAUCUGGAACCAGGCUACAAACUGAGGUCUUUGUCAUUUCAGAUCAUCGUGCGAAGUUUACCGACUCCAUGACGCAUUUGUUUUCAUAUAUGUUUGUUUGUGUAUAGCAGAGUAACUAUUAGCAGUGAUGUACAUUUAAAACACUCAGAGAAAGAAAGGAGGAAAAUGAAGAUUUCAGUUCUUGUAUUAUUCUUUUGCUUUGUAAAUAUUGGCUUUCGUUGAGCUCGAUUUAGAAAUUAAUUUAGCUUUAUGUUCCUUGCUUAAGCAUAUCCAACAUUUAUUGUUUUUAUUGCAAAAGAGUUUAUAUCUCUAAAGGAAAUGUGUAUUUUAACGCUAAAUGCUGUGCUAUCAUGAAACCAUUCAAAGUUGUAUAGGCUCCAGGUACAGUAUUCAGGUUGAUAGACGGUAGAGAUACAAUUUACUAGCUACAUAUAAAACAAAGGAACAUCGUAUGGGUAUGCAUGGUGAUUGCAAUUAUAAAAUCAAAAUGUAUCAAUCAUAUUUUUGAAAUGAUCUGACUUAAACUGAAGAUAGUUGCUGUGUAACGGUGUAUUUUAUAGUAAUCAUUUCCAUGGUAAGACGCCAAAGUCACCUUAUGAAAACGAAAUGAUCAGAUCUCGUUUUUAAAGGACUAGUUAAACAAAGUAAUAUAUUUUAAUAUAAAAAAAUCUAUUUACAAAUUUUUAAAAACAACAGGGUAUUUACUAGAAUGAUACACAUUACACCGGACAGUUUUUUAGGUACACCCAUCUAGUACCGGGUCAGACCUCCCCUUUGCCUCCAGAACAGCCUGAAUUGUUCAGGGCAUGGAUUCUACAAGUCGGAAACGUUUCACUGG
This is a messenger RNA of Salvelinus namaycush (lake trout), 7081 nucleotides long. RefSeq names its product ASXL transcriptional regulator 2 (gene asxl2). The record is from RefSeq and is a predicted model, not a curated record. The transcript is spliced from 13 exons. Gene Ontology annotation, biological process: positive regulation of transcription by RNA polymerase II; animal organ morphogenesis. Gene Ontology annotation, molecular function: DNA binding; chromatin binding; peroxisome proliferator activated receptor binding. Gene Ontology annotation, cellular component: PR-DUB complex. NCBI's taxonomy places the organism in Eukaryota, Metazoa, Chordata, Actinopteri, Salmoniformes, Salmonidae. The coding region runs from base 95 to 4396 and encodes 1433 amino acids.